Messenger RNA from Cuscuta epithymum, 2069 nucleotides. The record is from the annotation of a GenBank genome assembly. NCBI's taxonomy places the organism in Eukaryota, Viridiplantae, Streptophyta, Magnoliopsida, Solanales, Convolvulaceae.
CGAAUGUACCAUAAAAUUUUCCUGUUAAUUUCAACAAUAAUAAUUUGGAAAUGGCAAAGUCUCAGCUCCGUUCCCAAUUCUCCUAAACGAAGCAGCCAGACAGAACCAGCGUCGAGCACAAAGACGACUAGUGAAGAAAACUUUACCUUCUGAAUUUCCGAUUGAGACUUAGUAGAGAGUUGAGACUAGGCCCCAGUGCACCGGGCGACCGCCGACCAGCAUCUCGGUUCUGUCUUUUGCCCCGCUUCCGAAACGUGACAGAAAGAGCGGGAGGAGCUUGCUGAGUUGUGGAUGGUAGUGUGUAAGUGAUAUUUGGCAGUUACUCAAACAAUUCAUUACUAUUAAUCGAAAUGGGAAGGGCGUUUGUGUACGUGAUAGUCGGCGGAGGAGUGGCAGCUGGAUAUGCUGUACAUGAAUUUGUGAAGAAAGGAGUCUCUCCUGGUGAACUGUGUGUCCUCUCUGAAGAAACUGUUGCACCAUAUGAAAGGCCUGCAUUGAGCAAAGGGUAUCUACUCCCAGAAGCUCCAGCACGCAUUCCAGCUUUUCACUGUUGUGUAGGUACUAAUGAGGAGAGGUUAACACCAAAGUGGUACAAAGAACAUGGUGUUGAAUUGGUUCUUGGAACACGGGUAAAGUCAGCUGAUGUGAAGCGAAAAACAUUAUUGACUGCAACUGGCGAGACUAUAACAUACAAGAUUCUUAUUGUCGCAACUGGUGCCCGGGCUUUGAAACUUGAAGAGUUUGGAGUGAUAGGAUCAGAUGCUGAGAAUGUUUGUUAUCUGCGAGAUCUGGAUGAUGCAAACAGGCUUGUAAAUGUUAUUGAAUCAUGCUCUGGUAAAACUGCUGUUGUCAUUGGUGGUGGCUACAUUGGAAUGGAAUGUGCUGCAUCUUUAGUGAUAAAUAGAAUUAAUGUUACUAUGGUCUUCCCGGAAGCUCAUUGUAUGGGCCGGCUUUUCAAUGCAAAGAUUGCACACUACUAUGAAGAAUUUUACAAGUCCAAAGGAGUGAAGUUCACCAAAGGAACUGUCUUGACAUCAUUUGAUUUUGACGAUGAUGGAAAGGUCACUGCAGUUAAUCUUCGAGAUGACACUAAACUUCCUGCUGAUAUGGUUGUGGUUGGGAUAGGGAUCCGCCCAAAUACAAGCCUGUUUGAAGGCCAACUGACCAUGGAGAAAGGGGGGAUUAAAGUAAAUGGGAGAAUGCAAUCAAGCAAUAGCUCAGUCUAUGCUAUCGGGGAUGUUGCUGCCUUUCCGGUCAAAAUCAUAGGGCAAAUACGUAGGCUUGAACAUGUUGACUCUGCACGGAAAUCCGCUAGGCAUGCUGUCAAUGCAAUCCUGGAUCCUGAAAACACAACAGAUUUUGAUUACCUGCCAUUUUUCUAUUCCAGAGUCUUCACUCUCUCUUGGCAAUUCUAUGGAGACAAUAUGGGAGAGGUGGUCCAUUUUGGCGAUUAUUCAGGACAGAGGUUUGGGGCAUACUGGGUAAACAUGGGCCAUCUUAUUGGAUCAUUUCUGGAAGGUGGAACCAAGGAGGAGUAUGAAGCUAUAUCCAAGGCCACACAGCUGAGACCCGCAAUAGAAGACUUGGCUGAACUCGAAAGGCAAGGGCUGGGAUUUGCCUUGUCAUUGAGUCGCACACCACUUUGUUCACCACCUCUCAAUGCUGGUGAUUCUUCUUUGCUUAUAGAAAAGCCGGUAUAUCUUUGGCAAACAGCGACUGGUGUUAUAUUAGCUGCAUCUAUGGCUGCCUUUGCCUAUUGGUAUGGUAAGAGGCGUCGAAUCUGGUGAGGAAUUUACUAGCAUAUUACAGUAUAGAUAUAAAAAAAAAUUCUGUCAUGCUGUACUUGAUCGUCUGCAUCAUGAGAAGUCUAUACCUUACACUGAGAACAGAAAGUAUAAAAAAAAUACAAAAGGAUUUUGAGUUUCUUUAUAGUUUAUAGGAUCUUGACUAUGGCUUCACCUCUCUGGAGCUUUCAAUUAUACCUGAAAUGCUUGUUAUAGUAGUAUCUCAUCCGUGCGUUGCACGGGAUGUAAUUCUCAAAAUAUAUGUGAAUGAAGGGGUGUUCAUUG